Dermatophagoides pteronyssinus (European house dust mite) is the source of this 2020-nucleotide messenger RNA. RefSeq lists its product as uncharacterized. NCBI's taxonomy places the organism in Eukaryota, Metazoa, Arthropoda, Arachnida, Sarcoptiformes, Pyroglyphidae. The record is from RefSeq and is a predicted model, not a curated record.
GGUGGUAUUGGUGGUCCAAUAACAAUGAAAUUUGUUAAGACAAGAUUACAACCACCAAACAAAACAAAAAAAUCAAUAAAAUCAAUACAAUCAAAUAAAUCGGCAAAUAAAAAAUCAUUUUUUAGAAGAGUUAAAACAGCAGCUAAAACAUUGAAAAUGAAACGAACAACAAAAAGUCCAACAACAAAAACAGCAAUAACAACAUCAACAAAACGAAGUAAAUCAAAAACAUUUGCUGGCGGUGGUAGUAAAAAAUCAAGAAUGAGUAAAUCAAAAGCAGCUAAAUCAAAAACUUUAACAAAAAAAUCUACAUCAAAAAAAUCGAAAAAACUACCACCAAUCAAACAGACAAUGAUUGCAGAUGAUACAACAACAACAACAGCAUCAUCGGCAACAAAAAUUGAACCAACAACCAAUAUUAUGCCAGAAACAUUAAAAUUUUUAGAAAAAUCUAAAGAAAAUUUGACCGAAACACAACCACCACCACCACCACCACCACCACCUGCGACAAUAGUAACAGAGGAAAAAUCUAAAGAAAAUAAUUUUGUCGAACCAACAUCAUUUGAUUUGACAGAAUCAAAAGCAGUUGCUGAAUCUAUUGAAUUAUCGCCGAUACCAUCAAUGACUGACAACAAACAACAACCAACAGAAAAAUCAUUAUCAAUGACUAAACAACAGCAACAACAACAACAACAAAAAACGGAAAAAUCAGUUUCAAAAUCAUUAUCAAUGACCAAACAGCAGCAGCAACCUACAGAAUUAGCAAAAACAACAACAGAAUCACAGCCGGAAAGAUCAUCUUCUGUUAGGCAACAAAUAUCUGUAGAUAGUUUUAAAUUUUCACCAUCAAUUGGAAAAAUUUCAUCAAAAAAAUCUAAAUCCAAAUCAGGAUCAUUAAAAGUAAAAGACUCUAAAUCAGGAUCAUUAAAUGUUAAAGAAUCAAAAUCAGGACAAACAUUAACAGCUACAGAAUCAAAAACAAUUGGAUUAACAGCAGCAGGUGCUGCUGAUUCAAAAACAAUGGAAUUAACUGCUGUUGAAUCAAAAACUACAGGAUCAUUAAAAGCAACCAAAUCUAAAUCAGGUUCAUUGAAAGCUAAUGAAUCAAAAACAGGGUCAUUGAAUGCAACCAAAACUAAAUCAGGAUCAUUAAAAGCAACCAAAUCAAAAUCAGAAGUUAAAGCCAAUAGUAAAAUUAAAAGACAAAUAUCACCCAGUAGCUUUCGAAAACAUAUAAAUUCUAAUGCAAGUACGGUGGAUAUUUUUGGUGAAAAAGAUUCGGUAUUUUUUCGUUCACCAAUGGUAUAUGGUGAAACGGAUGAAGAUGAUGAUCUAAGAGUACGAUUUAAUCCAUUUCUUGCCGGUGUUCCAUUCUAUACUCGUUAUAGUCCUGAUGAAUUGGAUAUGAUGGUCAGUGUAAAACAUGGUGCAGGUCAUGCAGCAAGUAAAUCAAAUUUAUCAAUUUCAAAAUCAAAAACAUCAUUAAAACGAACAAAAUCAGCAACGCAAACAGAAAUGAUUUCAAGAUCACCGGUAAAAACAACCAUAGAAAAAACAAAAGAAAUUGCUAUAGAAGCUACAUAUCUGGAUGGAUCAUCAUCAUCAACAAAUUUAGAUUCAACACAUUCAACUGGAUCAACAACGAUACCGACAGAAAAUGUUUUAAGUUCAGGAUCAUCAUCAUCAUCGAGAUUGAAAACAUUGCCGGAAAAAAGUGGUACAGCUAGCACAACAUUAUCAGGAUCAACAACAACAACACCAACAAGUGAAAGUGAUAAUAGUUCAACAAUGAAAAAUAAUAAUAAUAAUAGUCGAAAAAAAGGUAAAACAAAAACAAUAAAAAGUAAUAAAAGUAAUAAAAGUAAAAAGACAACAACAACAACAAAUAAAAGUACAAAAGUAUCAGCUAAAUCAGCUAAAUUAACUAAAAAAAGUAAUGCAAAAAGUAGAUCAGCAAGUAGAAAAUGAUUUUCGAAUCAAAAAAAAACCAGAAAAAACGAAUUCGAACGAAUGAUGUGUG